Rhipicephalus sanguineus (brown dog tick) is the source of this 829-nucleotide messenger RNA. Its product is annotated as putative esterase PA0474. Gene Ontology annotation, molecular function: fatty acyl-CoA hydrolase activity. The transcript is spliced from 4 exons. NCBI's taxonomy places the organism in Eukaryota, Metazoa, Arthropoda, Arachnida, Ixodida, Ixodidae. The record is from RefSeq and is a predicted model, not a curated record. Bases 194 to 613 code for a protein of 139 amino acids.
GCCGGCAACUCAACCUCACGCCGAAGUACGAUCUAAGCGCGGGAUAAGCUACGAAUCUUGCUAAUUCGUGACACUGACCUCAAUUAAGUUAGAUAUCUUUAUGACUCCAUUCCGGUGACAGGGAUCAACAGGCUCACCGAUCCUUAAGUGCCUUUUAUCGGCAAAAAUCGCGUACGUUCCGCCGAAGUUGAGGAUGCAGCGCGCUAUCAACGCGAUCGCUUUCUUUAAAGAUUUGCCUUAUUGUCAGUCGUUUAUACACAAGGUGAAGCUGAUUUCCUGUAAGGACCAAGUGGCCCAAUUUGAAUUGCAACUUGAAAAGCCACACUGCAACCUGAACAACUCACUCCAUGGGGGCAUGGCCACCGUCCUGAUUGACCUGUAUACCUGCGCACUACUGAAGACGGCCUAUGAGAAAAACGUGCUGUUCUCCACCACCGAACUGAAGGCAAGGUUUCUUGGUGCUGCCAAACUGGGAGACACCAUCCUGAUGGAGGCACGAAUCACCCGUGCUGGACGCACAGUGGCCUUUGCUGAAAUGGACAUUCUCGACAAGACCACCAAGAAGAUAUUGGUUCAAGGGACACAGACUGCACUAGUCGUUCCCCAAGAGUAGCAGUGUCGACAGUAUUGGUUUUUCACGACCAUUUCAAGCAAAUUCCAUGACCGGUACGUCUGCUUGGAAGAAACUGCGCACUGGAAACACACUCAUGAGUGAUAAAAACAAAUUAUGAGGUGCUCGUAUAAAAUGGAAACCAUGCUGCUUUAUUGCGUUAUUUUGGCUGAAAGCAUCCUUUACAAUGAAUAAAAUAUUAAAAGAUACAAUAAUUGU